Messenger RNA from Vanderwaltozyma polyspora DSM 70294, 2043 nucleotides. RefSeq lists its product as uncharacterized. Bases 1 to 2043 code for a protein of 680 amino acids. The transcript has a single exon. The record is from RefSeq and is a predicted model, not a curated record. NCBI's taxonomy places the organism in Eukaryota, Fungi, Ascomycota, Saccharomycetes, Saccharomycetales, Saccharomycetaceae.
AUGGACUCGGGUAUGAACAAUGGGCAAACAUCUGGUGUGAAAAGAAAUAAGAAUAUUGUCUUUUGUUUCGAUGGUACUAAUGAAAAUUUUGGUAUCCAACCAUUUACUAAUGUGUUGAAGAUAUUUCAAAUGUUAGAUACCAGUGAUGAUAGUGUUCAAUUAUGUCACUAUCAACCUGGGAUCGGUACCUCGGCUGAUUUUGAUUAUGUCGUUGAUAUUAGACGUCGUUUUACUAUUUCAUAUUUAAGGAAUACUUUGGAUUCUAUGUUUGCAUUUGGAUUAGAUAAAAAUAUUAAAUCCGCUUAUCUUUUUUUGGUAAAGUAUUAUGAACCAGGAGAUAAGAUAUACAUGUUUGGAUUUUCAAGAGGUGCUUUUAUUGCAAGAGUCCUCGCUGGUAUCUUGGAGCGUGUGGGUUUAUUGAAUAGAGGUUUGGAAAAUUUAGUUGAAAUGGCUUGGAAAAUAUAUGAAUGUUGGGAAUAUGCUGAACAACCAAGUGGUCCAAAUUAUACUACUACUCUGGUGGAAGAAUUUAGAAAAGCAUUUUGCAGAAAUUACGUGGUAAGAGUUCAUUUCCAAGGUUUAUUUGAUUCUGUUAAUUCUGUAGGUAUAAUUCGUGAUAGAUUAUUCCCUUGCACUCAACGUAGUAAUAUUGUUGAUCAUGUUAGACAUGCCGUUUCCAUAGAUGAAAGAAGAGGUAAAUUUAAGCAACAAUGCUUUGCACCAAACCCUUGCUCUACAAAGUUUCCUUAUAGUGAAUACAAUAACAACGUUCUGGAUCUUGAUGACAGUGAAAACUCGAGUCCUAAUGAGAGUGAACAUGAUGAACCUCAUUUAAGGUUACUUACGAUUAACGAUAUAUCUCCUAAUUCCAGUUUGGGUUGUUGUAACAAAGAUGCCAAAGUAAAAGAACUAGAUGUAGGCAUGGAGGAACCGUUACGCAGUAACUCUGAUUUAUUAACGAGAGUAACAAAAUUCAUUGAAGCUCAUAAUAGAAAAACUGUAAAAGGGAUGUAUUUUGCAAAGGUGUCAAACACCAAUUCUCAAAAAUGUAAUCCUAAUGAUUACAAUUCAAUUGGAGACAGUUCAGAGACAAGUGCGACGGUCACUUCGGAUUUGAUUGAAAAGUGGUUUCCAGGCAACCAUUCAGAUACAGGCGGUGGUUGGGGAAAUGAUUGUUCAACCAGAGAUUCAAUUGGUAAUUUGUCGCUCAGGUGGAUAUUAUCGGAAGCUGUGAUCCAUGGUGUAAAAUUUAAACCUAGAGCAAUUCAUGAUUUUGCAGAAAGAAGUUCAUCAGUAGGUUCAUUAUUUGCAGCAAUUCAUGAUUCUCUUAAAUUUUAUGAAGAUAAAGCGAUUACUAGUAAUUACAAUGGAGAUAUCAGUCUGAUUGCCUAUAAUACUUCGACACCAAUAGCAGCAUCGAUACAAGAGAAAAUAAAGAAUGACCAAGAAAAAAAGAGUAGUCUUUCACUUACUGCUCAAGAAAUGUUAAAAAAUUUUUAUUCAAUUCAGUGUGGUCAUAUUAAUAAACUUGUUGUUCUUCUGUGGUGGGUAUUAGAGUUGAUACCAAUUGGAAUUAGAGCUGAGAAUAAGGAUGGAAAAUGGCGUAAUGAAUAUGUGCCAAACCUUGGAAGAAAUAGAUAUAUUCCGAAUUAUGGAGAUUUACAUUGGUCGGUAUUUUGGAGAAUAAGGUUUUGUAAUUACAGGCCUGCCAAUAUCCCACCGUAUGCAAAACUUUUAGUAAGAGAAUUUGAAGGCAUUGACAUGAAAGACUCUUUCCAGAAACAAAGUUUUAUGCAAUCAUCUAAUAUUAAAUCCUUUCCUGGAGGUGACCACAUAUGUGAUGAAGAGGCACAAUUAUGUUUGGUUGAAGCAGAGGGGUCUGUUAAUAAUCGAAAUGGAUUGCCAUCGAAAAUGUCUUUAACCGGUCUAGCAUAUAAUAUGUUCAGAAAAACCAAAAAAAAAAUGGCGAAAUGGACUGAAGAAAACUGGCAAACUGUCCCUGAUGAGUUGAAAGAUAUAUUGGAAAUGUAUCCAGAUAUUUGA